CCAAGUUGCCGAAACUGUUACCGCUGUUAGGCGUUCUUGAUUCUUGAGUGUAGAAAAGUUACUCUCUGCACGUCUGCAGUGUUGACGGAUUUGAUCGUUAGAUGGUUUUGACAGCCUUGAUUUCGGUGUGGAACUUAACAUGUGCAGCACUUUUGAAGUCUCAUAUCGCUCACCUACUGAUAUAUUUGAAUUUUGAGUAAGUGUAAGUUUAAAAAAUUAUAAGUGUGACAAGCAGAGACACAUUGUCAACGUGACGAAAUAAGUGGUUUGCAUUUUGCUUAGUCCACAUCGGCCGCAUUAAUUAACCAGUUGCCACCAGAGUCUUUAGAUGCACUUACAUGAUAGAUUUUACAACCUCUGCCAACUGGCAAGUAAUGUGGGAAGGACAGCGAGGUGAAAGUUUCUCGGUUAUUUCAGGGUACAAAUCUGGAAUAAGCAUCAGUUAAAGAAAAGUAUGAAUCUGAUCGAAAAGUGAUUGUACUAUAGUUUAAUCAAGGAAGACUUCUUCAAGUGCUACAGAUUCCUGGACUAAUGCCCCACCUUAACUAGGAGUGUUGAGUGCAUUGGAGCAUGGAGAUACUGAAGAUUUAAUGUUGAAGAUUAUGAAAUGCACGAUGAAUGAAUGACCUGUCAUUGUGCCUGUGUUACUUGAAGUUCUGAAGAUGGGGGAAAUAAUUGGAUCUGCAAGUUUCUUGCAUUUGGGAGACAUUGUCUCCCUCUAUGCUGAAGGCAAUGUUUGUGGCUUCCUUAGUACCCUAGGUUUGGUUGAUGAUCGAAGUGUGGUGUGUCCAGAGGCUGGUGAUCUCAACAACCCACCAAAAAAAUUCCGAGACUGUCUCUUCAAAAUCUGUCCUAUGAAUCGUUACUCGGCACAGAAACAGUUCUGGAAAGCUGCAAAACAAAGUGCGAGCUCAACUACAGAUGCAGUGUUAUUAAAACGUCUCCAUCAUGCAGCAGAGAUAGAGAAAAAACAAAAUGACAGUGAAAACAAAAAGCUUCUGGGCUCAGUUGUGCAGUAUGGCAGUGUGGUGCAGUUGUUACACCUGAAGUCCAACAAAUACCUGACAGUGAACAAACGAUUACCGGCACUGUUGGAAAAGAAUGCCAUGAGGGUGUACCUGGAUGCAAAUGGAAAUGAAGGGUCUUGGUUUUAUAUUCUGCCUUUCUACAAGCUGCGUGCCACAGGGGAUAAUGUGGUUGUUGGAGACAAGGUUAUCAUGAAUCCAGUGAAUGCAGGCCAACAAGUACUCCAUGUGGCAGCCAAUUAUGAGCUCUCUGAUAACAUUGGUUGUAAAGAAGUAAAUGUGGUUAACUCCAGUACAUCAUGGAAGGUGACCCUGUUCAUGGAGCACCGUGAGAAUCAAGAAGAAAUCCUGAAAGGGGGAGAUGUAGUACGUCUGUUCCAUGCAGAACAGGAGAAGUUCCUUACCAUGGAUGAACAUAAGAAGAAACAACAUGUGUUUUUAAGAACUACUGGUAGAACAUCAGCCACCUCAGCCACCAGUAGUAAAGCCUUAUGGGAAGUGGAGGUUGUUCAACAUGAUCCAUGCAGGGGAGGUGCUGGUCACUGGAAUUCCCUGUUUCGCUUCAAACAUCUGGCAACAGGGCAGUAUCUUGCUGCAGAGAUUGAUGAUGAUGAAACAUUGGAUCAAAUGCGAUCAAAACUUAGAGAUCCUCAUGGUGGACCUGUGUAUCACUUAGUUUCUGUUCCUCACUCAAAUGAGAUAGCAUCUCUGUUUGAAUUGGAUGCUACAACACAUACUAGAGGAGAUUCUCUUGUGCCACAGAGUUCAUAUGUUCGAUUGCACCAUCUUUGCACAAACACUUGGGUGCACAGUACUUCUAUACCAAUAGAUAAGGAUGAGGAGAAGCCAGUUAUGUCAAAGGUUGGUUGUGCCACAAUCAAGGAAGACAAAGAAGCUUUUGCAUUGAUAUCUGUCUCGCCAAUGGAAGUGCGAGACCUAGACUUUGCAAAUGAUGCCUGUAAAGUUCUUGCAUCUAUAUCAUCAAAACUAGAGAAAGGGACAAUUUCGCACAACGAGAGGCGAGCUGUGACAAGCUUGCUGCAGGAUAUUGUGUACUUUAUUGCUGGCCAAGAAAAUGAACAAAACAAGUCUGAAGCUUUAGAUCUGGUGGUGUCAAAUCCAAACCGCGAUCGUCAGAAACUUCUCAGGGAACAGUACAUACUGAAACAGUUAUUCAAAAUACUUCAAGCUCCAUUUCUUGAAUCUGUUGAAGGAGAAGGCCCAUUCCUUAGGAUUGAAGAACUCAAUGACCCUCGUCAUGCUGCAUACAAGUAUAUGUUCCGGCUGUGUUAUCGGAUAUUACGUUUAAGUCAGCAAGACUACCGUAAGAAUCAGGAGUACAUUGCCAAGCAUUUUGGAUUCAUGCAGAAACAGAUUGGGUAUGAUAUCUUGGCAGAGGACACAAUCACAGCAUUGCUUCACAACAACCGCAAGUUACUGGAGAAACACAUCACUGCAGCAGAAAUUGAAACAUUCGUUGGACUGGUUCGCAAAAAUAUGGAUAACUGGCAGUCACGAUUUCUGGACUACCUAAGCGACCUCUGUAUAUCAAACAAGAAAGCUAUAGCUGUUACACAAGAGCUCAUCUGUAAAAGUGUACUGAGUUCCAAAAAUUCUGACAUUCUUAUUGAAACCCGGAUGAUGAGGACUCAAGUAGAAGAAGUUGUUGAUGAACUAGAUGAAACAGUAGGAGAAGUUGAUUCCAUGGUCUCCAUUAUUGAAGAAGAUGAAGUUUUGCUGCUCUGGAAUAAUAGAGAGGAGAGCAUGUCUCUUGGAGAAUUAUCCAGAGGAGCAAAACAUGGAAAUCGGAAAGAUCAAGCAAUAUUGGAUUACUAUCGACACCAGCUAAACCUUUUUUCCAAUAUGUGUCUAAAUAGGCAGUACCUGGCUCUCAACAAUCUCUCUCCUCAUUUGGAUAUUGAUCUCAUUCUCAAAUGCAUGGCUGAUGAAAGUGUACCGUAUGAAUUACGAGCAUCAUUCUGCAGACUUAUGCUACACUUGCAUGUAGACCGAGAUCCACAGGAACCUGUCACUCCAGUCAAGUAUGCAAGACUUUGGUCAGAAAUUCCAUCAAAAAUGUCCAUCCAAGAUUAUGACAGCAACAAAACACCAGACCAUAAUAAAGAAGCUGUUAGAGCAAAGUUUAGCUCAACAAUAAUGUUUGUGGAGGACUACCUCUGCAAUGUUGUUGCUGAAAUGUGGAGUUUUGCUGACCAAGAUCAGAACAAACUUACUUUUGAGGUUGUGAAACUGGCAAGAGAUUUGAUCUACUUUGGUUUCUACAGUUUUAGCGACUUGCUGCGACUAACUAAAACACUACUGAGCAUUCUUGAUUGUGUAUCAGACAGUGACUUCAUCAAUGGAAAACUUCCUACUGGUGAUAUUGAUUCUGAAGGUGGGGUCCUGCGAUCCAUUGGAGAUAUGGGUGGAUUUGUGACAAACCUCACACUAGGUGCAGCAGGGCUUGCCCGAACAGUCAUCUCACCAUCAGUCCAGAAGAAACCUUCCCAACUCAAAAAAGAGUAUCCUUUAGUGAUGGAUACGAAACUGAAAAUCAUUGAGAUACUUCAGUUUAUCUUGGAUGUGAGACUCGACUACCGUAUUAGCUGUUUACUUUCCAUAUUCAAGAGGGAAUUUGAUGAGACUGAGAGAAGUUCUGGUGAUACUGUGUCCAUUGGUCAGAAGGAUAUUGACUUGGAGAGUAUUGGAACUCAAGCAGAAGGCAUUUUUGGAAGCAGUGAAGAGUGUGCUGCCCUGGAUCUGGAUGGGCAAGGUGGACGGACAUUCUUACGAGUUCUGCUUCACCUUACCAUGCAUGAUUAUCCUCCAUUGGUAUCUGGGGCACUGCAUCUGCUGUUCCAGCACUUCAGUCAGCGUCAAGAAGUCCUUCAGGCUUUCAAACAGGUCCAGCUGCUAGUGUCAGACAGUGAUGUUGAAUCAUAUAAACAAAUAAAAUCUGAUUUGGAUGUAUUAAGACAGUCGGUGGAAAAGUCUGAACUGUGGGUAUAUAAGUCAAAAAGUGCAGAAGAACAUGGAAAAAAGAAGAACAAAGAUGAGGAAGAGGAAAUAGUGACAGAGAGGAAAAACUCACCAAAGAAGACUCCACCAAGUUUAUCAUCUUCUGAAAAACAGGGCUCAGCUAUUGAUUUGGAUAUUGGCCCUCCACUUCAUGGGGACCAGGCAGAAGAGUACAAAAAGAUUCAGCAGAUCCUCAUCCGAAUGAACAAGCUGUGUACCCAAACAGUGGGUGGAAUAGUGAAGCCUCGGAAGCAUGAACAAAGGCUGCUCCGAAAUGUGGGAGUGCAUACCGUGGUGUUAGAUCUCCUGCAGAUACCAUACGAUAAGAAAGAAGAUGUCAGGAUGAAUUCUCUCAUGCGGCUGGCACAUGAAUUUCUUCAGAAUUUCUGCCUCGGAAACCAGCAGAAUCAGGUUCUUCUCCACAAGCAGUUAGAUCUUUUCCUCAAUCCUGGUAUUCGUGAGGCUCAAACUGUUCGUGCAAUUUUCCAAGAUAACUCUACUUUAUGCAAUGAAGUGAAUGAAAAAGUAAUCCAACAUUUUGUUCAUUGUAUUGAGACUCAUGGGAAACAUGUUCAGUAUCUGAAAUUCCUGCAAACAAUUGUAAGAGCAGAAAACUCAUUCAUCAGAAAAUGUCAAGACAUGGUGAUGCAAGAGCUUGUGAAUGCAGGUGAGGAUGUGUUAGUCUUCUACAAUGAUAAGGCAUCGUUCAAUCAUUUUGUUGAAAUGAUGAGAUGUGAGCGACACCGUAUGGAUGAGAGCAGUGCCUUGAGAUAUCAUGUUGAGCUUGUCAAGCUUCUAGCGUGCUGCACCAUGGGGAAGAAUGUGUACACCGAAAUCAAAUGUCACAGUCUGUUACCAUUAGAUGACAUUGUAGCAGUGGUAUCACAUCAAGACUGCAUUCCUGAGGUAAAGGAAGCUUACAUAAACUUCCUAAAUCAUUGCUAUAUAGACACAGAAGUGGAGAUGAAGGAAAUUUAUACCUCAAAUCACAUGUGGAGCCUCUUUGAAAAAAGUUUCUUAGUGGACAUGGGAAAUGUGGCGAAUGCCACUCAUGACAGAAAACAUGCAGAUACAGCCCUGGAAAAUUACAUCAUCAACAGUGUUAUGAACAUCAUCAGUACUUUCUUCAAUAGUCCAUUCUCGGAUCAGAGCACCACAGUUCAGAAACAUCUCAUUGAGGCCAGACUCUACUGGAGUGAAAAUACAAGUGCCUUCAACGAGGAUAAUCCCACAACGAGGCAGCCCAUUUUUGUGCAGCUUCUUCAGGCUGCAUUUCGAAUGUCACAGUGCACAUGGCUUGGAGCAUCACAGCGCUUUAAUGUGGAGAACUGUGUUCGUACUCUCUCUGAAGUUGCAAAGACCAGAGGUAUUGCCAUUCCAUCAGAUUUGGAGACACAGGUUACAUCUCUCUUCAAUAAAGCAGCGAUGCUUUCACGCCAAACCAGCAAAUGGCUUCAGGCUGCAAAGACUCCUAAAAUGGAACGCUCUCAGUCUCAGCUUAUGAGAAUGGAUCGCAGCAUUAUUGAAGGACUACAGGAUAUUGUAUCACUUCUGGAAGACCAAUUAAAGCCUCUCGUACAGUCAGAACUGUCUCUUCUUGUGGAUAUCCUCUAUAGACCAGAGCAUCUUUUUCCACUAGGAACAGAAGCAAGGAAACGAUGUGAAAGUGGUGGCUUCAUCAGGAGAUUGAUUAAGCACACAGAGAAGCUGUUGGAGGAGAAGGAAGAGAAGCUAUGUGUCAAAGUCCUGAAGACCCUGAGGGAGAUGAUGGCCAUCGACUCUGAGUAUGGAGAGAAGUGCGAUGAAGCUAUUGUCGACAAUGAGAAGGAAGCAGAAGAGCUGAUGAGGGGUGAUGUCCUUCGGAACAACCUUCUGAUGCGGUACUUUGGAAAGUCCUUUGUACACAAAAGAGAGACAGUGGAACUGGGGAUCCUAAGCCCACAUCCCCCCGUAACACAUGGACCUGGAGCAAAGUUGUUAAGCAGAGCAGGUAGAACACUUCACGAAGUGCAGAGUCAUCUGGAUCGUGAAGGUGCAUCAGAUUUGGUUGUAGAGCUUGUCAUCAAGUCUGUCCAUUCUCCUUCAAUCUUCGUGGAGGCAGUUGAAUUGGGCAGUGCACUACUGGAGGGAGGAAAUCCCAUCAUUCAGAAGAGCAUGUACAGCAAACUGAUGGGAGGUGAUCUGAGCCAAGCAUUCUUCAAGGUAUUCUAUGACAAAAUGAAGGACUCACAGCAGGAAAUCAAGUCAACAGUGACUGUGAACACAUCUGAUAUUGCUGCAAAGGCUCAUGAAGACAAAGAACAGGGCAGGGACCUGGAGAAACUUGCCAAGAAAAGGGGAGUUAAACCCAAUGGAAUCAUCAUCACAGAGGAACUACGUGAAGAGUUGAACCAAGCUGCUAUGGCUACUACUCAAGCUUAUGUUGGAGCGAGGAAUGCUUCUGCAGGGGAUGAAGCCGGCCCUCCUGUGUUGGGCCCUUCAGCCCUAGAGGACAUGCUUGCAGAGAAGCUAGAACGCCACCGUGAUAAAGAAGAACAGAAUAAGCUCUCAGUCAAGGUUCUCGUAAUGCAACCAAUUCUUCGAUUUCUACAAUUACUUUGUGAGAAUCACAAUAGAUAUUUACAGAAUUUACUUCGUAACCAGAACAACAAAACCAAUCACAAUCUAGUAUCAGAAACACUGAUGUUUCUGGACUGCAUCUGUGGCUCAACUACAGGAGGCUUGGGUCUUCUUGGAUUGUACAUUAAUGAGAACAAUGUAGCUUUGAUCAACCAGACUCUGGAAACUUUAACCGAAUAUUGUCAAGGCCCUUGUCAUGAUAACCAGAACUGCAUAGCAACACAUGAAUCCAAUGGACUGGACAUAAUCACUGCCCUCAUUUUGAAUGAUAUCAACCCUCUUGGCAAAACCCGGAUGGACCUAGUAUUGGAGCUGAAGAACAAUGCAUCAAAGUUGUUGCUAGCAAUUAUGGAAAGCCGAGGAGACAGCGAGAAUGCCGAAAGGAUUCUGUACAACAUGAAUCCUAAACAACUGGUAGAUGUUGCGUGUCGGGCUUUUCAUCAAGAGACUCUGGAUGAUGAUGAUGAUGAUGGAGACGAUGCCUCUGCAGAAGGAGAAGAUGGUGUAUCACCCAAAGAGGUGGGACACAACAUCUACAUCUUGUGUCAUCAGCUGGCUCAACAUAACAAAGAGUUGGCAGCUCUUCUUAAACCUUCUGAUAAUAACAGUGACCCAAAAAUGAACCAGGCAUUGAAAUACUAUGCUUCUCACACAUCACAGAUUGAAAUUGUUCGGCAGGACAGAACCCUAGAGCAGAUUGUUUUUCCCAUUCCUGAAAUUUGUGAAUACAUUACAUCAGAUACAAAAUCAAAAAUACUGAAUACAGCAGAGAGAGAUGACCAGGGUUCGAAAGUAUCAGACUUCUUUGAAAGGACAGAAGACAUGUUCAGUGAAAUGAAAUGGCAAAAGAAACUGAGAGGCCAGCCUUUUCUUUUUUGGGUCAGUUCCUACAUGUCGCUGUGGAGCAACAUACUCUUCAACUGUGCUGUCCUUAUCAAUCUAAUAGUGGCAUUCUUCUAUCCCUUUAUGGAUGCUGUUCCAAAAUUGGGACAGCACUUUUCAGGUUUGAUUUGGGCAGUGAUGUUGGUAUCAGUGGCCAUUGUCAUCACACUUCCCCGUGAAUCUGGUGUUCGAACACUUGUAGCAUCCACAAUUCUAAGGAUGAUCUUUUCUGUUGGUCCUGAACCAACACUCUUACUCCUGGGGACCAUCACUGUGUUUCUAAAAGGAAUACAUUUAAUCAGUAUUAUGGGCAACCAAGGAACAUUUACAAAGAAUUUUAAGCAGAUGGUGACAGAUGCGGAACUGUUGUACCACUUUGCAUAUGUAGUAUUCUGCCUUUUAGGUCUCUGUAUGCACCCUUUCUUCUAUUCUGUAUUGUUGUUCGAUGUCGUGUAUCGUGAAGAAACACUUUUAAAUGUGAUCAGGUCUGUGACUCGGAAUGGUCGUUCCAUCAUCUUGACUGCUGUUCUGGCUCUCAUUCUUGUGUACAUGUUCAGCAUUAUUGGGUAUAUGUUCUUCAAGGACGAUUUCCUCGUCAGUGUUGAUCAAGACUCUGUGUCAGUAAAUAAUGACACAGAAAUACCCAAACCUGCUCAGACAUGUCCAGCAGAUGGGAACUGUGAACACAAUGUCAGUUCUGAGAAUUUUUACAAAGAAGAAGUGAACUCUCAAGUCACAGUGUCAGGAGGAGAAGUCAAAGAGAGAGCGUGUGAUUCACUUGUCAUGUGCAUCGUCACAACACUGAACCAAGGACUGAGGAAUGGUGGAGGAAUUGGUGAUAUUCUCCGUGCGCCAAGUAGCACU
This is a messenger RNA of Cryptotermes secundus, 8408 nucleotides long. It is a transcript of the gene Itpr, whose product is annotated as inositol 1,4,5-trisphosphate receptor. The record is from RefSeq and is a predicted model, not a curated record. Lineage: Eukaryota; Metazoa; Arthropoda; Insecta; Blattodea; Kalotermitidae. Gene Ontology annotation, biological process: calcium ion transmembrane transport. Gene Ontology annotation, cellular component: endoplasmic reticulum; membrane. Gene Ontology annotation, molecular function: inositol 1,4,5 trisphosphate binding; inositol 1,4,5-trisphosphate-gated calcium channel activity.